AUGGGUGGAUCGCAAUCCGUAGAGGUAUCAGACGGUGGAACUGAAGGGUAUCAUGUCCUCAAGGUUGUACAAGAAGGCUCUCCAGGCCAAAAAGCGGGACUAGAACCUUUCUUCGAUUUUAUUCUUCAAAUUAAUGGUGUCAGAUUAAACCAAGACAAUGAUGAGUUAAAGGAAAUUUUACAAGCAAGCUGUGAAAAGUCAGUCGAAAUUAUUGUUUAUAGUAGCAAAACCCAAGGCACUAGAGUUACAAAUAUAACACCAAGUGCUUUAUGGGGAGGACAAGGAUUACUAGGAGUUAGUAUCAGAUUCUGUUCUUUUGAAGGAGCAAACGAAAAUGUUUGGCACGUUUUGGAUGUAGAACCAAAUUCUCCUGCUGCUGUAGCUGGCUUGCGACAACAUACUGAUUAUAUCGUUGGUUCUGACACUCAGCUGCAAGAGGCGGGAGAUUUGUACAAUUUAAUUGAAGCUUUCGAUGGUAAGCCAAUCAGACUGUAUGUUUAUAGUACAGAAACCGACAGUUGUAGACAGGUCAUAGUAACACCAAAUUCAAAAUGGGGUGGAAGUGGAAGCCUUGGUUGCGGUAUUGGAUAUGGUUAUUUGCAUCGUAUUCCUUCCAAGCCUCAGUCUGCUAGCUCCAAUGUUACCUCUAAAUCUGAUCAAAUGCCAAUCGAGGUAUCAAAUCUCUAA
Trichoplax adhaerens is the source of this 687-nucleotide messenger RNA. RefSeq lists its product as uncharacterized. Gene Ontology annotation, cellular component: Golgi apparatus. The coding region runs from base 1 to 687 and encodes 228 amino acids. Gene Ontology annotation, molecular function: protein binding. The transcript has 9 exons. Lineage: Eukaryota; Metazoa; Placozoa; Uniplacotomia; Trichoplacea; Trichoplacidae. The record is from RefSeq and is a predicted model, not a curated record. Gene Ontology annotation, biological process: Golgi organization.